AUGUCGCCCCCUAUUCCAGCUGAGAUCGCUAAAGACCGAGACUGUCAAAUGUCUUCCCUCGAGGCCGACCCCAAAUACGACCUAGCCCUCCCUCCAGAGCUCAUCUCCCUCAUCUUCACCUUCUACGCGUCCUCCACAAUCCCUGGCAGCAAAGCUUUCACCGACCUCCUCUGCCUCAGCCGCGCUAUCCACGACGAGAAUAUCAAUAGGGCCUAUGAUAGGAUCACACUGACGGAAGACAAUGUGCUGGCGUUUUUCCGGCCUUGGAUCGCAUGGGCGGCAAAGGUAAAAAAGAGUGCCAGCUCGAAUGGUCGGUCCAUUAUGAGCCAAAUGCGUCUGGAUAACACCAUUAUCUAUCCGCGAGCAUGGAUGGGGUAUGCGGAGAACUUCGAUCGAAAAAGGUCUAUCACCUUUGCCGACACGCGUGCCCUUCUCGAGACAUGUCAAUUCAAGAAUGAAAACGGGUCGGGGCCGUUCGGAGUAUUUUCCUACCCUUCUGAAGAAGAGUUCAGAAAAUCACCUUUUUACCUGUUGAACAACCUCCACCACGUCGCCUUCCCAUCCUCUCUCUUCAUAUCAACAUCGACAUCACAGCUUUAUCAGAUAGCUUGGGAAAAGUAUAGGCGUUGGAAAAUGUAUGAGACUUCUUACGUCAGGGCUCAACAUGUCUGCAUUGAGUUGCCUCUGGGUCCUCUCCCCCAGGUGGCGUUCGAUGGACUGAACGACAUGCUCAAGAAUACCAUGGCCAAUCUCAAGAAGUUGACCGUGCAUAAUUGCUCAGUUACCUCUGAUCUUCCCUUGUUGGCCAUCGAUCCCAAAGUGAUCUUCGAGAUCUUCAUGAAGAGUCCCAGAGAUACUGGCAUGGAUGAAGCGCAUGUAGAAGCAAUAGAAAUCGCACAGCAGGAUGGACUCGUCGAUCGUAUUGUGGAUAUAUUCAGCUACAACGAGAACUUAUCCAGCUGUAUCGUCCAUCAUUUAGAGCCACACGGUCGCGAUUCUGUCUCCAACAUCAUCCAAGGUCUCGAAGGUGAAGGUCUGGACGAUGAUAUUCCGGGCCUGGUCAGGGACGAGAAGCUGUUGAUUUUCACCAACGAGGAUUGCGUAGCGCAUGAGGAGCUGGAGUGUAUGUGUGGGCUGAAAGUUUGUCGGUCGGAGGUACAGGUGAAGUGA
Cryptococcus wingfieldii CBS 7118 is the source of this 1170-nucleotide messenger RNA. RefSeq lists its product as hypothetical. The transcript has 3 exons. Bases 1 to 1170 code for a protein of 389 amino acids. The record is from RefSeq and is a predicted model, not a curated record. Lineage: Eukaryota; Fungi; Basidiomycota; Tremellomycetes; Tremellales; Cryptococcaceae.